Messenger RNA from Lodderomyces oxycetoniae, 6087 nucleotides. RefSeq lists its product as uncharacterized. Gene Ontology annotation, cellular component: nucleus; HIR complex. Bases 1 to 6087 code for a protein of 2028 amino acids. The record is from RefSeq and is a predicted model, not a curated record. Lineage: Eukaryota; Fungi; Ascomycota; Pichiomycetes; Serinales; Debaryomycetaceae. Gene Ontology annotation, molecular function: nucleosome binding. The transcript has 2 exons. Gene Ontology annotation, biological process: chromatin organization.
AUGUACAACGCGGUAGCAGAGAAUGUUUUAGGUACCAUUGGUACCAUUUUCUGGUGCAUUCAACUUAUACCCCAGAUUAUUAGAAAUUACAAGGUAAAGAAUUGUGAUGGGUUACCGCCCUUGAUGAUGUUUUUAUGGGCAGCUAGUGGAAUUCCCUUUUCGGUGUAUUUCUUUGGUAUAGACGGAUCGAUCCCCUUGAGGAUCCAACCGCAGUUGUUUACGUUUUUUUGUAUUGUUACUUGGGCACAAACAUUGUACUAUCCGCCGCAUGCAAUUUCCAGGAAAAGGAUGGUGUUAUUUUUGACCAGUUUUGUAUUGGUUUCAGUUGGUUUGGAAGUUGGCUUUAUCUUAUGGUUAAGACCUCUUCACAGAAGAGGCAUAGAAUGGCCCAUGUUGAUAAUCGGUAUUAUUGCAUCGAUAUUGCUUGCAGUUGGAUUGAUCCCUCCUUACUUUGAAUUGGCAAAGAGAAAGGGACGCGUUAUUGGCAUCAAUUUCGUCUUUUUAACCGUGGAUUCGUUGGGUGCGAUAUUUUCCUUAUUAAGCGUCGUUGUGGGACACAUGGAUAUUAUGACGUUGAAAUUUCAACGGGACGGCGAAUAUGAGAGUGCUUAUAACAUUCAUCACCAAUUGUUUCUCCUAGAUAUUAUAGCAAACUAUUACUACGAAGAAGUUGAGUACAUACGAGGCAUACAGAAUGGAGCAGCCAAUACUGUUGUUGAUGAUCUAUCGCUGUUGUCGCCGAGCGUGAAAUCGUUGAGGUAUCUCAUUUUCAGAAACAGAGGCAUGCUUUAUUUGAAUAUACUCAAGCUGGGGAAAAAGCUUGACUCAAUAGUAGAACCAGGUUCUAGUUGGGAGAAAAAGGCAAGGGACAUUUUUUACUCCAUGAUUGAUGAUUUUUGCGUGGCUCUUUUGUAUAAUGAGGCCGAUGAAAAGUUGGUCAACGUGCUAUAUCAUCUAUUCACCUAUAUUGGAAGCUUGAAAUUGUCUAGGUUUACUUUAGAGUACGCGACAAGCAGCGCUAUUGAAAGUGAUGACUUGGCCGGGUUGUUACCAGUCGACUCAGCAAUUGAAAGCAGAUUAAACGUUUUGAAAUCUAUGCUCAAUUACACCCAGCCCAAAUCUAAUCGAAAUAACAUUCGAAUGUCAAGCCCACCAAAUUUGCAAUUUCUUGACCAGUUCAAGCAAGAUUUUGAAACUCAGGAACUUCGACAGAAACAGAAAAACAAACUAUUCUUGAAACUAAAAGGUAAAAGUGAUACAUUGUCAUGGGAAAAUGUGAUUUGUUCAUUAAAUGACACGAUUGUUGAACUCCAAGACCACUCAAAAGUAGAAGACAUUCAUAAACCAAAACUUCGCUACGUGGAUCCUUAUCAACUCAGCGAAGAACCCAUAGAAAAUGUUAUUAUCGAGUACGAAUUGGCUGUAACUCCAACUCAAGUUGAAUCUACUUUGACGACUGAAGUUAAGGAGAAGGAAGAUGCAAACUCCAAUACAGACAAAAUUCAAAACGAGCAAAUUUUGGCAAAGGAUGAAGAACGGCAACUGCCAGAAGAGACUACGACGACGACGACGACGACGACACUGAAUGACAUGCUUGAAAAUAAACAGCAAAUACACAGGGCAUCCAAACGUCUAGCGAGAGUUGAGUCAUCAGAGUUUUCCAAACCAGAAGUAGUGGUGCAAAAAUCUCACUUUGCAGGAUUGGACUAUUUUGUGAAAAAUUUACGAAAUCUUAUUGGUGAUUUUAAGGUAUGUGAUAUACCAGGGGUAUACUUUGAAGAGGUUGAGACAGAGCAAUAUGUAAAGGACUUUCUAAGUAUAGUCACUAGUUGGAAAAGCUCAUACCUGGAUGCUUAUAGUAGUUUCUGUUCUAUUGACGCAAAAUCAACCAACAACAAUCUGAAAUUGGUAGAGUUGUUAAACAGUUUUAGCAAUAAAUUGCAAAGUGAAGCACAAGUGUCUCACAUCGCACUGUUGAAUGAGCUAGAAAAUGGCGAAACGAUUGUUACUCACUUGUCUGGGAAUCUUGACUACGUGGAACUAAAAACCAAAAUUAUAAAGCAUUUGUUAGCUGAUGAUAAGGCUGCUUUAUAUUUAAACUCGAAAUGGGGAGAUAGCUUGAUUAUUAAAAUGAGCGAAUGGGUUUUUCAGUUUGAAGGGUAUUUGUUCAACUCGAUAUCCAAACUGUACUCGAACUUGACUCUUGCAGUUGGCGUACUAGAGAUUCUUGUUGACAACUUGAUAAAUCUACAAGUUCAAGUAAAGAAUUCAAUAGAUUCUAAAAGGGUAAAUAAGACCAUUGUGAAUGGGUUGUGUCAAGAUUUGAUUAAGCUUGAGGAUAAGAUUUCAAAGUGGUUGCAAUUUUUGCAAGAGGCAUUUGUGUGCAAUAAAGUUGAAUCAUAUGAACGGUGGAUUCUUUUUGCUAGAUUCAAGUGGUGUCAAAUUCUCAAACAAAAAGCUCAGACAGUGGCUUGGAACGAAGACUGUAUAAUUAAAUCAUCUCUAGAGGAGGUAUUGGCAUAUGCAGAGUCAUCGGAUCUCCCAUUAAACAUUCAUUACCCAAAUUGCAAAAAUUUCCCAUCAUUGACUAUAAGUAAUUUAAAGACUCAAUUAACGAUUGUAUCGGUGUUGACGAUUUUUUCCGAGAUUUUGUUUGCAUCCAAUAUGGAGGACAAUACAAGGGCGAUGCAUUUACUAGAAGAUAUAUUAAUGUGCCUGAGUAGUAGAGAAAAGAAUGAAGCAAUUUUGUCAAUAAAGGAGUUUUUGAAAACCAACUCUGUUGAUUUGAGUUUGAGCUUGUGGAAUGUUUUACUUCAAUUUUAUAAACUGGCGAAAUUAUACGGAAACUUAGUGAGUGGGUUUGUGGAGAGUUUGGAUGUUUUCAAUAAAAUGUUGAAGAGUUUGGCGUAUGCAACAAUGGACGAGAGAAGUAGAUUUGACUCGUUAUGCAAAGUUUUGGGAUUUUAUAACAGUAGCUUGAGUUUAGUAAUUGAACACCUUGCAGAAACGGAUUGGCAAUUGAAAGGAACCAUUCCAUUUCAAUCAUUAGUGCCCUUGUUUGAAAUAUGCUUAUUAUUUGAGAUUCACGAGGAAGCUUGCAGCAUUUCGUCACUAAAAACUUCGGUUAAGAAAUUUUCACCUGCGUCGUACAACUUAUUAAAAGAUAUGUUUCUCAAAACGGUUGUUCUUAUUUUAGCAAACAUACAGAGCUCGCUAGGUGAUGCUAAGACUUUACAUGAUUCUAUUAAACUAUUUCAUGCUCAGUUAGGUGCCAGCGGUAUUUGUUCUUCUGCUAAUGGAAUAUUUUUGAGAGCUGCACAAGAAUACUUGAACAAGUUGGACUCGGCCGAAAAGGAUAUUGCCCAGGUAAUCAAAUGUCGGUAUCAUUACAACAUUGGAUUUGAAGACUUUCUCCCAUUUGAACAUGAAUCACAAAAGAAAGAAGAGUUGCGUAUUGCUGAUUGUGAGGAAUUGGCUAAAUUUGUUUUGCCACUAUGUUUUAAAACUAAUACGAUAAAAAAUGUGCCAAAGCAGGAUAUGAAAGUGCUUAUUGAAGAAAUAUACGAGGUUGUAGGAAACCCCGAUUUUGACAAUGAUGCACAUUUGAGCAGGAACAAAGCAUCCAUUGAUCAUUUCUUAGAUACUACGUGUCUCACUCCCAGGUUUAUUCGCAACUCGUUUCAUGGUUUGGUGAAACUAGAUAUUGAUGAAACCCAAAAUAAGAUUGCAUCUAGUGGUCUUUACUAUUUACAAGGACUACUAAUUUUUUCAUCGUACAAGUCGCGCAAGAAGAAUAUGCAAGGCAGAGCUGUUGAAAUUGAAACCGCUAUAUCUUUAUUCACAUAUGAUUUACUUUAUGGCAGUAAUAGGCUAGAAAGUUGGUUCCUAAUAGCACAAGCUUAUGGAUAUCUUGUUGAAGAUGAUUUGAUUUGGACGUCAGAUAAAUUGACCGUGUUUGAUAGGAAAGUCGGCACUGCCAAUUUGCAACGCAAGUCCCUAGUUUGUUAUUUAAUGGCAAUUAAUUGCACGCUUGAUCCAUCGAUUAAGGAGCAAGCAAAACAUAUAGUGGGAUAUCUUAUGUCUUACUUUGCAAAAGAACUUUUUAGUUGCGUGUCUGCACCCAUGGAUAUGUUGGCCUUGAAAGUUCAAUCUCAACCUAGAUUUGUUAAUGGACCUUCUGGUGCUUCUUUUGCCAGCGCUACUGAAAAAAGUGUAGUUUCCAAAAAUUUUUGUUUCAAGUUGAUUAAGCAAGCUUUUCAUUUGUCUUUAAAAUCAGGUGGCAGGGAGUGGACGGAUUACUACUAUCUUUCCAAAGUUCAAAGAAAGUGUGGGGAUCCUCCAUCUCUAGUUUUAAACACUAUGAGUCGUGCAUGCAAGAAAGCUGCAACGUUAAAAUUGAGUGAGAGUAUUGUCGAGCCACACUACUGCUUGGUUUCUUUGUGUAUGAAAUAUGUCAAAAGCAAAGAAAUUACUCCAAGCGAAGCUGUUGCUUACUUAAGAAGUAAUCCCCUUUUGAAAUUUAACGAAAAAGCUUUAGAGGGUGAUUUUUAUGAUAUAGUAAUUUCAUCACUUAAACAAGUUGAUGCUGCUGAUAAGAAGAAUUGGCAACACAAGGCCAAGUAUCGACUAUCACGAGUAUUAUACGAGCAGUUUGACGAUGUGCAAGGUGCCAUAGAUAUCAUGUCUGACUUUAUAUGUUUAAAAUCCGUAAAUAAGCAAUUGGUGCUGAUAUGGAAACCAGAGUUUGAAAGACCAGGAAAACAUUUUCUUUAUACUUACCAGUAUAUACGGUUCUACAUUGAGCUUUUAAAAAGAAAGAAAGACAUCAACAGCUUGCUUGUGAUGAUGCCAAAACUAAGAAGAUCAAGCUCGAUCAUGAUUAAUCUUUACAAUGCAUGGGAACUUCUUUGUUCCUCGAGUUGCAGGAUAAUUCGAACGUCUUUUGAUCUUGGGGAUAGUUUUGAAUUCACUGACAACUUUAUCAACAAUUUGCCGUUCCUGAUUUUCCUUGCUAAUACCAAGCACAUAUCCGAUGCAAUACAGGAAAAGGGAAUUCCCAAAGAGUUGGAACCUCACUUGUGCUUUUUGUUUGCCAGUAACGAUAUGAGGAAAUCAAACAAUGGGUACGGUCCAACUUCAUUGAUUGACGAUACUUUUGUGAGUAUCUAUUUCAAGAUUUAUGAGCACUUUUUCAAAGAUGUUAAUUCCCAUACCUACCAGAACUCCCCGAAUUCAAAAAGAAAAAUCGCAAAGAAGGACAUUUUUCCGAUUGCCACUGAUCUUUUGAAAAUUACACGAAGAGAUGUUGAAGAGAAAGCAAAGGAAAUACCUGAUAUUUACAAUUAUAUGAUGAAGGAGUUGGAGUCAAAGCUGCUGAGUAAAAAAAAAGAUGAGGAAAUUGCUGACACCAAGUUGAUUAAAGAUGUAAAUGAUGAAGAUGGCGAGAUAGCAAAACCCUCUACUACAUCAGAGACCACAACUGAUGUUGCUAGACCAAGUACCCCAAAACUUGGCGAUGCUGAUGGUGAAAGUAUGCCCAGACCUAUUACUCCAAAAUCUAAUAACGUUAUUAUUAAAGACGAGAUUGUUGAGAAAACUUUGAGCCCGUCAGUCAUAAUGCAGGCGAACGAUGAGAACUCCACUUCUACUAUAACUCGAACACCCAGUGUUGUUGAGGAUGAUUCGGAAGCUCUGCCGUCGAAGUCGUUAGUAAGUGGAACCGGAACAUCUGCUUUUGAAGUAGAAUCAAAAACUAGUGGAUUAGAGAAUAUGGAUGAGCAAACUAUACUACCCGUAGGUGAAGAUAAUGGUGAUGGUGGAGAGGGUGACUCCUUCGAGAUCAAAUCAAAAGUCAAUGCAGAAUCAAAUUCUGAUAAAGUAGAUGAGCGAAUGGUGACGCGUCGGGAUGCUAUAGGUGAUGACGAAUCUGUGUUGGAAAAGGACCAAUCUCGAAAAAGACCAGCGGAAUCCCAGGAACAACCACUAACUGGUGAUAGUACAAACACUGCGAUUAUAGAAGAUGGAGAUUUAAAUCAAGAGUCUAUUUCGGAUCAACCAGCGAUGAAAAAGCUUAAAGAUGGCAAUUGA